Kazachstania africana CBS 2517 is the source of this 1749-nucleotide messenger RNA. RefSeq names its product Zn(II)2Cys6 transcription factor. Gene Ontology annotation, molecular function: transcription cis-regulatory region binding; DNA-binding transcription factor activity, RNA polymerase II-specific; zinc ion binding. The transcript has a single exon. Gene Ontology annotation, cellular component: nucleus. Lineage: Eukaryota; Fungi; Ascomycota; Saccharomycetes; Saccharomycetales; Saccharomycetaceae. The record is from RefSeq and is a predicted model, not a curated record. Gene Ontology annotation, biological process: positive regulation of transcription by RNA polymerase II. Bases 1 to 1749 code for a protein of 582 amino acids.
AUGACAGAAUCAGUACGGAAAAUUACAAGAAGAAGAACCGGAUGCAGGCGUUGCAAAAAGUCUAAAAUUAGAUGUGAUGAGACAAAGCCUAAGUGUCUUGUGUGUCAGAAAAAGAACUUUGCUGACUGCGAUUACACAAUUGAUUUGAAAUGGGGAGGAAGGCCUUUUAGAAAUUUAGAAAAAUGUAAAGCUGUGGCACUUCCAAAUACCGAAGUUAGAGAUGGCGUUGUGAUAAUAAAAAAUGGGUGUUCUGAAAGUUACAAACCUAAGAAGUCUGUUAUUCGGGAAACUGCUCAGAAAGAUAUUUCUCUUGGUAUAGAAAAAGUUCAUCAUGAAAUACUUAAUAGAAAACACAGAAUUAGAUCAAUAAAAAAGCAAGAAUUGUCUAAUUCUAUCAGACAGAUAAGAUAUAUCGACCAACGCCUGGAUCCAAAAUCAUCAUUGUUGAAUUUCACAGACUUAUCUCCAUCAAGUACUCAGUCUGUGUCUUUGAAGAAACAAUACAAAUGUCAUGGUUCGUUCAAAUUCUUUUCUGAAGAAAGUCGCUUUUUAUUUUCUGCUACUUCGAAAUCCAAACCCAUUAAACAUUCAUUCAGCGAUUACCUCCUUGACGCUUCUUUUCGUUGUAGCACGUUGUUAAACUUAGCUCUAGCAUUUGCAUCAAUUCAUGAAAGUAGAAGACUUAACCAUGAGAGUUUUUAUUUGGAUGAACAGCUCUUUACCAAAAACCAAAAGUUCACUGAAUUUUCAAAGCUAUCUCAAUCCCCAGACGUAAAGAAAGUUUUGUUGCCAAGCCACAAGAUGGAUAGUAUAAGUGCAGUGCCGUUACUUGACAAGAUAAGAGAAGAUAUUUCCGGUAAUAAAAUUUCUGCACCUCAUAAAGUCGCAAGCAAUAUUAUUUUGGCAACAUGCGAAACUCUCUUUUCAGUCACCUAUUUAUACUGGAGAGAAUAUUUGACAGAUAUCUCCUGUGUUGUUGUUGACUUAUGUAUUGACAGCAGUAUACCAGGAAGUCAGACAGAUGUGGUAUUAAAUCUUUUGAAUCGUUACAUUCGAUGCCUCGUCGUAACCUCCAUGACUUCGUACCGACAAAUUGAAAUUAAGAACCAAUGUGUCAGUUUUAUUGAUAAUUAUAUUAAAAAUAUUACAACUUCUUUGGAUGCAACGGAAAAUCAGCAGAUUGACUCCGACCUAGGUUUUGAUACAAAGAUAUUGUCACUUACAUAUAACCUCACAAAACUACUACGUUUAUAUGACAGAGAAGAUGGAUUAUCUGAUGAAGUCUUCCGAAAAGUUGUUGAACUAGAUUAUGAGUUAGAUGCACAUUUAGGCAAAUUAGAAAAAGAACAUUAUUUACAUGAAGAUGAGAUAUUGUCAGCCACGAACCAGAUAUUUGGCCUCACUGGUUCCUUACAAACAAAAAGAAGGACUCUUUAUCUAUGCAAUGAUAGUAAAGCAGUGGAUGAUAUCCUGCUUAAAGUUACAGCUGUCAUUGAAGCAUGCAUUCCAGCAGAUUCAUCAAUGCUGCCGUCGAUAUUACCAUGCUUGUUUUGUUGCGGUUGUGAGUUGUUAAGUGAUACAACCAAAUCAUAUAGAGACGUAUAUCUCGAGAGACUUGAGUCUAUAUCAAAGAUGGGAGUAUGUGGUGCAAUAAUUGCUAAAGAAAUCAUGAAAAGGUGUUGGCAAGAGGGAAGGAGUUGGUGGUCCAUAGAAGAGGAGUAUGGACUAGAUAUAGCAUUAAUUAUAUAA